AUGAGUUUACAAGAGCCGGGAAUUUCUAUUGAUGAGGUAUUAGAAGCUUAUACUGAAAAUUCAGAACCGAUUCAGGAGUUAAAAACUCAAUGCUUCACAUCACCUAUCCCUUGGAAUAAUGCUCUUAAAUUUCCGAAUAAAACCAUAGCAGUGGAAGCAUAA
Entrophospora sp. SA101 is the source of this 162-nucleotide messenger RNA. The record is from the annotation of a GenBank genome assembly. NCBI's taxonomy places the organism in Eukaryota, Fungi, Glomeromycota, Glomeromycetes, Entrophosporales, Entrophosporaceae.